ACCCGGUUCUCUCUCCCGCUCUCCCAUUGGCUCCCGGGGCGGCAGGCGCCUCCGCGUUGCCCGGGCGACGGGAAAGCGCGGGAAACCCGGCUGAGGGGGUUCUGCGGCUGCGCGGCGCGGGCUCGCUGAGGAGAAGAGAGUUGUGAGGUGAGCAGGUGAAGGCUGAGGUGUGUGUGCGCGUCCGUCCUUGGGAUCGUGUGUCUCUGUGAAUGUUGGAGGCCUAGUUGAAGAGAGAAGAGAUGGACUUGCCUGCAGGUGAAGUCCAGGAGGUUCAAGGCGUGUUGGCCGACAUGCAGAAGAAUUUGGAGUGUCCUAUCUGCCUGGAACUGAUCAGAGAGCCGGUGUCCACCAAGUGCGACCACAUCUUCUGCAAGUUUUGCAUCUUGAAGCUUCUCCGCAAGAAGAAGGGCCCUUCCCAGUGCCCUUUAUGCAAACAUGACGUAACCAGGAGGAGUCUCCAGGAGAGCCCCAGGUUCCAACAACUGGUGGAAGGCCUGCGGCACACCAUCCGUGCCUUCGAACGCGACACGGGCAUCCGGUUUUCUAGCAGCCAGGAGUCGAGCGGCAGUCCCCCUUCUAAGCACGCAAAGGAAGACCUGGCCACCGUUCAGACUUCGGGUUACGGGAACAGAGCCCAGAGGGACCAAGCCAACGGCCAAGGAGGUCCAGCUACGGAAGCCAGCGUAGGGGCCCCCCGAAGUUCAGAGAGGAGGAAGCAACCUCGGCCUGCCCGGGACCAGAACGUUGUCUGCAUCGAGCACGCCGGCGCGGAGCAGCCCGAGGGGCAAGUGGCGGGGAUCGAAGCCCAGCCGUCUGGCCACGAGGGUUCGAACUCCGCAGGAGAACAAGGGGCCGAGGGGCGCCCGGCUGAGAUCCCGGAGAGUCCCGUUCCAGAUAGGCCCGGACGCCGGGCCACUCGCUCCAGCUCCGUCCUGCCCGGGGGCCUCAGCCCUCUCCCCGGCGCCGUCUGCCGGACCGGGGCCAAGGUGGGCCCAGAUGCUGGGCGCGGGCAGAGCCGCCGGAGCAGAGAGGAGAGAGGCAGGAGGAAGCAGAGAGGUGGCCCGGACCCGGCGGAGGAGGCGGAGGAGGAGGCCGGCCUCCCGGGGAGUUCCGGCCAUCAGACCGACGGCCCUGCCUCUGGGAAGAGGCUGAAGCAGAGCGUCCACAAGGUGAGCGAGUGGCUCUGCGGAGCCGUGGAGCCAGCGGAGCCGGACGCCGGGUCCCCGCGCCUGAGCGAUAAAGAGUCCGACGCUUCCGAGGAACCGGACGUGGAGGCGGUAGCCCUGGGUUCCAGACCCCCGGAGAGCAGCAUCGAGGACCGGGUGUUUGGAAAAACCUAUCGGAGAAGGGCACCCCCGAGAGAGGGCGCCGCCUCCGCCCGGGCCCGGCCCCGCCGGAGAGCCGCAUUCUUGGGCCUGCGACCCAGGGAUUUUAUGAAGACGAGAGCUGCCUCUGCCAGCUGCCGGCAGGGCGGAGGCCCCGUUUCCGGGAGGGCCCGGGACCAGCCCGGCAGCGGGGGCACGGCAGACUCCCGGGAGGAGGCGGAAGCCAGAGGCCGCGGGGCCGAAGCUGAGCUUGAGACCGGCCCCCCGGGCCGAGGGACAACCCCAGGGAAGAAGAGCGAGGCCCGGCAGUCCCGCGGGGGCAAGCCGAGACGUGGGGCCCCCGCCGAGGCCGCCCGGGCCCUGGAGCUGGGUGUGGCCGGCGCCCCCGAAUGGCCCGAGCUCCGGAUCGAUAGUUACCCCAGCAGCGAGGAGCGACUGGGAGCCCGGAGGGGCCGGGAGCGGCUCCCGAGCGAGGAAGUGACCGGCGGCACUCGGCCGCGGGGGACCCUAGGGCGAGCCCACCCGGCCUCCCCGGGUGGAGACGGUUCAGCUGGGGCUGCUCCCGACGUGGACCUCGCCCCGCCCAAGGGGUUUGCUGGCCCCGGCCUCCACAACCCAGCCCCGGAGGAGGGGUUGGCCGCCACCCCUAGAGGUAAAGAGAACUCCCAGGGUGGGGUGCCGUCGGGAGAGACCCCCAGCGACUCAGCGGUCCCCGACACAGACCACGAGACACCGGAGAGCGGCACGCUGCGGCCCGGCUCUGGGAUAGGCCCGCAUCCACUCGGGAGUACCUGGGCCUCAGCCACAUCCAGCCUCUUGACCGGUCCUACCGCCGGAGACUCCAGACCCGGCCCGGCCAGUCCGCUCACGGCCGGCAGAACCUUGGGGGCCAGAGCCAGCAUGGAGGACAGCGAACUGGAUUCUCAGUACCUGAGGAGUCUACUCCGGCCCGCCACCCGCCGCUCUUUCGCUCUGCAUUCCAGCCCAGGGAAGGGGCGGGCCACGGCCUCACCGGCUGCCGGAGCUCCCGGGAGCCUCCAGUCUCCCGCGAGGGCCACCGAGAAGUCGGAGGGUGAAGGAGAGACGGCCGGAGGCUGGAACACCAGGCCCGGGCCCACCGGACCGAGUCCUCGAGGGGUAGGCGGCCCUCCCGGGAUAGAUGGGGACCGGGUCCCCGGGGAGUCCACGCCCCCACCCCAGGAGCCGGCCCUCUCUGCGGAGAGCCAGGGCAUCCCCGGGAUGUCCACCCCGAGCAGGGGAUCGCCCUUGGUCAGCCCCCUGUCCAGCCCCCGGCCGGCCCAAGGGGCCCGGGCCUCUCCGGCUGGGUCGGAGACCCCCAACGACUGGUUGGGAGGGGACGUGGAGACGAGGGAACGGGCCGGCUUUCCGGAAAAUGACGCCAAAGAGAUAUCAGCGGUCUUCGGGCGCUCCAACGGGACCUCGGGUCCUGGGCGGGGCCCGCGGAGACAAGCCCUGAAGCUUGCGUCUUCGGAAGAGGACUCGUCCAGCGAGGAUGACGAGCUGCCCUGCUUCCAGGAUCUGCUCCUCGGGCGGGCGGUCAGCACUCCGGCCCGGCCCGCGGGGACCGCGGCCCCGAGGGACGGCAGCAGCCACAGGGCCGUCCGCCCGGCCACGCCGCCCAGCCGGACCUCCCUGGAGCCGGAGCUCAGCCAGGAGUCGGAGGGCUCGGAGAGCCUGUUUUCCUCUGGCUCGUUGAACUGUGAGGGUUCAGCACCCAGAGCCGGGGGCCCGGGUAGCCAGCGGAGCCCCUGGGCUGACCGGACCGAGGGGGAAGCGGACGCCGGCCCCGGGGGACGAAGCCGUGGCGAUCGGGAGGCAGACCCAAACUCAGGUGAAGCUUCCGAGUCGGCAAGCGAGGCCAGCCAGCCUGAAGACUCCUCGGCGCUGUCCACACAGUGCGACAUCCUGACCACUCAGCAGAGAGACGCUAUGCAAGACAACCUGAAGAAGCUGCAGCAGGAAAUGGCCGCUCUGGAGGCCGUGCUGGAGGGGCACGAGAGCCCAGCCGCCUCCGCCCCUGCCUUCUCCUGGCCAGAGUCCGGUCCGCAGCAGCACCGACCCGGAGAAGAAAGGACCCUCGAACCCAGACGGAACCCGACACAGCCCUCCACCGACACAGACCCCGGCCCCAGGGGAAACGGGGAUCCGGACCCUCCGGCCUCGGCUUCGUCCCGCCGCAGCCCACGGGGGGUCCCCGGGAGCCGGCCUGCCGCGGGCUGCUCGACCCAAGAGCGACCCGGAGUUUCGGAGAGGAGCCAGGAAGCGCCGAGACCCAGUGGCGGGAGAAUGGCCCUUGUGGCAUCAGGGCUGACACAGCCAGAGCUGGUGCUGGUGCAGAAGUUUGCCAGAAAAACCCAGAGUAUUCUGUCCAGUCAGUUCACUGCAGGGACAACGCACGUUGUCAUGAAAACAGAUGCUGAGUUUGUGUGCGAGCGGACACUGAAGUACUUUCUGGGCGUGGCCGGAGGACGCUGGGUGGUCAGCCACCUGUGGGUCACCCAGUCUUUUCAAGAAGGCAGGGUGCUGGCUGAGCGGGACUUUGAGGUGAGAGGGGACGUCGUGAACGGGAGGAGCCACGGCGGCCCGCGGCGGGCGAGGGUGGCACAGGACCGAGAGCUCUUCGCAGGCCUGGCCAUCUGCUGCCUCGGGCCCUUCACCGACAUGCGUUCGGAUCACCUGGAGUGGAUGGUGGAGCUGGGAGGAGCGUUGCUGGUGAAGAAGCCGUCUUUGUUCCCAGCCGGAGCACGGGUCGCCCCCGUUCUGGUUGUGGAGCCUGAAGCCUGGGCCGAGGACGGCAGUUUCCAAGGGAUCCAGCGGGCGUGCCUGGCGACGGUGGUGACCCGGGAGUGGGUGCUGGACAGCGUGGCCCGCUAUGAGCGCCAGGAUUUUGGUCCCUACCUUGUGUCCCACCUCUUGACCCCAUCCCCACCGUGAUCCAUGUGCCCUGGGCUGUAGAGGGGGGCGGAUUCAAGAAGUGGGAUCCCUCACUCUCUCCUCCCCUCAGCCCCAGCCCCAGCCCUGCUCCCCAAAGGGAGCCAGGUGAGAUCUUCCCACUGAUGCCAGAGAGCAGGAUGCAGGGCUCCUACCCCAAACCACGGAUGGGAAAGGGCGAGGGCGCGUUCGGGGGCUCCGAGGGGCAGCUGGGGCGGGGUGGGGAGAGGCGGAACCGACUCCCUCCUGGGGGACGAGAUGCAACACUGAAGGCCGCAUUCUGGUUGGGCUGACACUCGGUGUAUUGGGCGCAGUUCCUUCAGCGCCAUAGGGGGUUGGAGUGGAGGGAGCGGGGACCUGCCCUGAAGGAGGGGAAACAGGAGCCCCUGCCCCUCGCCCCUCUUCCCCCUGCUCCUGCUCCAGCUUUUCCUGCUCUUGACAUCUCAGCUGGGACAGCUGCAGCUGGACACCUGCAGGCCCUGGGGGGAGGAGGCUCCGCACUGGUGGGGAUGAGGGUUGGGGCACUCACCCUGUUGUGCCCGUCGACUUCACGAGUGUUUUGCGAUUCAUAAAUAAAUCCUCUCAGCUGC
This is a messenger RNA of Ornithorhynchus anatinus (platypus), 4867 nucleotides long. RefSeq names its product BRCA1 DNA repair associated (gene BRCA1). Bases 240 to 4280 code for a protein of 1346 amino acids. The transcript is spliced from 19 exons. The record is from RefSeq and is a predicted model, not a curated record. NCBI's taxonomy places the organism in Eukaryota, Metazoa, Chordata, Mammalia, Monotremata, Ornithorhynchidae. Gene Ontology annotation, cellular component: plasma membrane; BRCA1-A complex; BRCA1-BARD1 complex. Gene Ontology annotation, biological process: dosage compensation by inactivation of X chromosome; positive regulation of transcription by RNA polymerase II; chordate embryonic development. Gene Ontology annotation, molecular function: ubiquitin-protein transferase activity; metal ion binding.